Rotaria sordida is the source of this 909-nucleotide messenger RNA. The record is from the annotation of a GenBank genome assembly. Lineage: Eukaryota; Metazoa; Rotifera; Eurotatoria; Philodinida; Philodinidae.
AUGGAUCAACCAACAUCAAAUAAACAACAUAAAAUAUAUGUUUACAAACAAAAAGAAUCUAUUGAUAAUUAUGGUUCAACGAAACUCGUCAAAAAUAUUCCUCUUGGAGGAAUAAAUUCAUUAUUAAAAUGGUCAAAUGAAUCAAAUGAUAAUCUUAAUCGAUUAAUGAAAAAAAUCAAUCGUGUAGAAUCAACAUAUCAAUAUAGUAAAAUACGUUCACAAAUUCUUUUAAAUAUAUCUCAUUUAAUUGAACAAUCAUUAAAACAAAUUGAUGAAUAUCGUUUUAAAAUCGAAAAUUAUCUUUUUCAUAUUAUUUCAAAUAAAAAUUCAACUAUAUUAAAUCAAACAAAUUAUAUUAAAGAUAAAUCAUUUAUUAAAUUUCCUCAAAGACCAUCUAUUCCAAUUGAAUUAUUUCAAAAAACAAAUCAAUUUGAUUUGAAUUAUUUUAUCAAUUAUUCAAAUAUUGAUCAAUCUAACGAAAUAAAUACAUUAAUUGGUCGAUAUGAUAUUACAAAUCGAAUGAAUCCAACAAAUGAUAAUUAUAUAAUAAAUCAACGAAUAAAUAAAAUAAGUGAAUAUAUAUCUGAAAAUCCAUUUGAAUAUAUUGAAGAAUAUUCAAAAUAUUUAAAAAAAUUAUUAAAUGAAUAUAUAAAGGAUGAUUUAUAUGAAAAUAUAAAAUCAAAAAUAAAUUCUUUAUCAUUAUGUGAACAAAUAAAAGAUUUUUUUAAAAAAUUAAAUCAAAGAUAUCGAAUUAUAGUACAAGUUUAUAUUGAACAACAUCUUGAUCAAUCAAUUAUAAUUGCAUCGAGAUCUUUAUGGGAUAACAAAUAUGAUACAUUUAUACAAGAAACUGUUUUUAAAAAAAAUAUUUUUAUUCUUGUUAUUAUUUUUUUUAUUUAUAAACAAUAA